Molecule: messenger RNA, 1072 nt
Organism: Tricharina praecox
Lineage: Eukaryota; Fungi; Ascomycota; Pezizomycetes; Pezizales; Pyronemataceae
Exons: 1
Coding region: 282-839 (185 amino acids)
Source: RefSeq, a predicted model, not a curated record
AUAAAGAUCUAUGGAAGUAAUCGAAGUCUUGGUAGCAGCAGUUGCGUCAGCACCGGAUUUAGACGGCAGCGAUUUCGACAUGAUUGUGGUCGUGGUGGUAGCGGUAGAGGUGGAGUUCGAAGCCGAAUCGACGUCCAUUGGCGCUGUUGCUGUUGGUGCUGGGGGUGCGGCGGGGACCAGGAGUUCUCCGGGCAUAGCGAAAAGUCGGCGGAGACGAGCCCGCGUGUGGUGAUAGGAAAGUAUCUGAUUGGAUUUCGGGAGUGUUUGCAGGAUGUGAUGCUAUGCUGUCUGUGCUGGCAAGCGGUGUGUGGUGUGUGGUGUGGUGGUGGUGGUGCGGAAAGGACACAAACGGUGUGCGUGGGGAUGUCUGUCAGUGUGUGUGGGAUUAUGAAGCCAUAGGAGAGAGCGAAGAGCGAAAGCGAGGGUGGGUUGCGAGAGUGUGCGUAGGUGUGGGUAUGCGAUGUGUAUCUCGGGAUAUCUCUUGGAAGGAGAGCGUGUGUGUUUUUCGCGGGGUCGGUCGUCGGUCCGUCGAACGAAUUUGGGUGAGAGGCGACGACGCGGCAGCGUUGAGUUCUGGUGUGGUCUGUGGAAGCCUGAGCAGCCGCCAAGCCGAAACCGACGAACCGUCCGGAGCACUCCUCCCCUCACCACCCUCACCACCCUCACUCGCAAAACAAUCAGUCAUCUCAAUGUACCCUCCGAGUGAGCAUAGGGGGCGGCGGUACUGCUCUCUGGCCACUCGAGCCCGUGCAAUUGGACACCGCGUGAUUGUAGGCUCGAGAGUCCCCGUCCCAGCAACCAACCGAGUCCCGACGUUCCCUAGGAGCCCCAUACGCUAGAGUAAAUGGAUGCCAGGCACUCGCACGGGUAGCGACUGGCAGGACAUCAUCAUACGUGCGGACCGCCACCGUCGCAAACAUGCCGAUCACGAUUCGAAGUCCGCCAGUACCAUGGCAAGUCGUCGAGGAGUCAUGUCCGAUCACUCGCACGCAUGCCGCGUAGACAAUCAUGCCGUAUUCCGACAGCAAAAAAGAAAGGUAGGUGCGAUAGCGAUCCCCGGGCCAGCGGUUAC